Molecule: messenger RNA, 1413 nt
Organism: Gadus morhua (Atlantic cod)
Lineage: Eukaryota; Metazoa; Chordata; Actinopteri; Gadiformes; Gadidae
Gene: cabp4
Product: calcium binding protein 4
Exons: 9
Coding region: 115-852 (245 amino acids)
Cellular component (GO): cytoplasm
Molecular function (GO): calcium channel regulator activity; calcium ion binding
Source: RefSeq, a predicted model, not a curated record
AGGGCUGCGAGGGGGUGGCGGUACACGCCUCUGCCUAGUCACCGGAGUUAGGAGAAGAAGGGCGCCCGGGGUAACUACACAGCAGAAGCCUGUGUUUGCCUCCCUUCAGCCAGCAUGUCUCUGAAGGGCGUGAAAGGAGCUGCAGACAGCCGGCCGUCCGCAGCUGCCAGUGUGGCGUCUCCACGUGGCCGAGCCCCGUCUCCCGGAAGGUUCCGGCACAAGGCCAUUCAGCUCAGCCUGGGCAAGAAAUUCUUCUCCAAGUCUCUGUCCAGUUCACGUACCUCCGGGAAGGAAGCAGAGGAGGCACAGCAGCGUGGCAAGAGGAGCCUGAGCCACACCUCAGCGGUGGCAGCAGCCUACGUCUCCUACCUCAACAAGCUGUUUGGACAGGAGAGAGACCUGAUGCCCCAGGAGUUGGAUGAGCUGCAGGAGGCCUUCAAGGAGUUUGACUACGACGCCGAUGGCUUCAUCCACUACAAGGACAUCGCGGACUGCAUGAGGACCAUGGGCUACAUGCCCACCGAGAUGGAGAUCAUCGAGAUCAUCCAGCAGAUCAAGAUGAAGUGGGGUGGUCACGUGGACUUUGAUGACUUCUGUGAGCUCAUGGGUCCCAGGAUGCUGGCAGAGACGGCCCACAUGGUGGGGCUGAAGGAGCUGCGCUGUGCCUUUAAGCAGUUUGACUGCGACGGCGACGGUAAGAUCACCCCUGAUGAGCUGAAGGAGGCGAUGAAGGGCCUCCUGGGGGAGAAGCUGAAGAAGGGGGAGCUGGAGGAGAUCCUGGCGGACAUCGACCUCAACAAGGACGGCAACAUCGACUUUGACGAAUUUGUCAUGAUGCUGUCUGCGAGGUAAACAGAGGGACGCAAGCCCGCAACGCGUUGGAAGAACACAAGUGAAUGAAUGCAACUUUAGUAGUUGUUCCAUUUGGUGAUGCAGUAUAUGUUGCACUACUGUUUGCUCCAAAGAAUUAUUGUAUACAUUUAGUAACAUAAUUGCUGCUACAUUGAACAUGGUGGGGCAUCAAUAAAUCGUAAUGCGCUACUUUAGCGCCCCUAAAAGGCUGCAGACAGAACUGCUAUCUCUUGUUACUGUAUAUAAACAACUAUAAUACGUGCGUUGAAAAAGAAGUGCAUUUAUUAUUGGACACAUAACUUUGAAUUAGUGUUUAAAUGGUAAUACCUUUUAAGGGCAUUCUCAAUUUGCCUCCUUUGGAUCUUAAAUAACUACCAUCAAGUCAAGAGGGACUUGGUUCAAAUCACUCUCAUCCUUCGUCUACAACAAAGUGUUUAGACCGUAAGAGACAGCUCAGUGCUACUUUUCCGUAUGCCACUGUAUGAAUGUGCGUUUUAACAUGAAUAUUGUAGUCAACAUUACCAACAAAGAUUGCUGAAUCUUUGGGAGAGGAUACACACA